Copidosoma floridanum is the source of this 2054-nucleotide messenger RNA. RefSeq lists its product as uncharacterized. Lineage: Eukaryota; Metazoa; Arthropoda; Insecta; Hymenoptera; Encyrtidae. The record is from RefSeq and is a predicted model, not a curated record.
UCCGGUGGUGGGGGUCGUUGCAAAACAAACGAAUCUUGCGAAAGCAGAUAGGCACAUGUCUAUACUUAAUCAACAUAUGCAUAAUUGAAGUUUUAAUUUUUCAUGUUUGCGAGUAUUAUUUCUUGAAGCUCAUUGCUCACUGAAAAAAAUACAAAUACCUACUAACCCUACUUAAAAGCAGAGAAAAAUAAAAACGGCAUGUCAUGAGUCCACCGACGGGAGCGAGAUACAAGCGGUGCUUCGUGCCGGGUUGCCCGAGCGAUACGGUAAAAACGCCGGACAAGCAGUUUUUUUGCGUCCCGCUCGAGACGACGACGAGAUACAACUGGUUCGCGGCCGCCUGGCCCGGGGAAACUUUCGUCCCAAGGCAGUUGUACUAUUGCUGCCAGGACCACUUCAAUUUGAAAGAGGACUUGAAAUAUUCGCUGAAAGGGGGUUCCUCGCUGAGGAAGGAAGUUGUGCCUCAUAUUUUUGAUGGUCUGACGAGGCAAAAGUUGUUAAAUGAGGUUUCCAAUGGCGAAGAGCAGCUCCACAGGCUGCCCAAGAAAACGAGGAUUUUUGAUGAUGAAAACGAGGUCGACGAAUCUUCAUUAUCCAAGCAGAGGAAGGUUGAGAAUAAUCCAGCUCCGACUGAACAGAACAAUACUAGUCGGCAAUCAGGUCAUAUCGCAUCACAAUUAAAAUCUGCUUACGUUAUUCAACAGAAAAUUUAUGAAUCAGAAGCAAACGUUAGAUACGCUACUGAGAAUAACGGUACUCCCCAAAAGGAUGUAAUUAAUGUUCUCAAACACGACACUGUUAAACGAAAUUCUGAAGUCGUACAUACAGAGGCAGAAGAUGAUAACGAAAUUCAAAUUAUUGAUCCCCCUAUUAAUGAAGGCAAUACUCAACAAGGAAAGACAAGACUCAACCACAAUGACAAUCAUGGAUCGCACAAAUUGACGAAAAAAAUACUUUUUCCGGAAUCACCAGGUAUAAAUGGUACAACGAAGAAUAAGCUCCGGACUAAGACUAAAUCUACAUUGGCCAAGCCAAUGAUGGUAGAUGUAGCCUGCCAGUACGAUCCACCGAUCACGGAAGACAAAGCGUGCUCACCUAUAAGAUUGAUUAUAAAAAUGCCUGACUCCGACAAGGAAAGUGGCACUUUGAGUUCGAAACAGAUGCUAGUUUUGAUGAAGACUAGGAAAAACGAGCUCUUUCCCGUUAAGGACGUAAAAAAAAAUGAGGUGAACAAUACGGAAGAAAGUUCUUUUGCCAUUAGUCACCUCGUCAACAGCAAUCCCAAAGAAUACAUUGGCAUCGACGCGGACAAGCUUCAUAUCCUCGAAGAGUUGAAGAGUAGCACCGGCUGCAGCACGAACGACAUCAUGCUCACCCUGCUGAAGAUAAGAAUGAACAAGUCUUUCGUCAAACUAGCCCGUGAGUUGGGCAUAUCGACGAUCCAGGCCAUAACGAUCUUCAACAGGACAGUCGGCCUAAUAGCCAACUGGCUCAAAAAAUACGUAUAUCCGCAGUCAUCCGAGGAUACGAAAAAGUUGAUAGUCGACGUUCUCGAAGUUGAUGUCGAAAAACCUCUAGAUCCGCUGCAACCGUGCCCUUUGGCAGAGUCCAAAAAAUCUUGCAAGCUCAAGUACCUGAUCUCCUGCUCCCCGGAUGGCCUGAUCAACUUUGUGUCAAAUGGUUGCAACGGAACCGACGCCUCGCUUUUCCGCGAAAGCAAGAUCAUCAACAGCUUGCCGGAGAGCUGCACCGUUAUGGCCAACCACGAGUUCGACGAGCAAGUAGAGUUCAUACUGAGGAAGAGUAAGUGCCACUUUGUUCCAUUUCUGGCGGUGCGCUCUUGCGAUGCAGAUGCUCCGCAAAUCGAUUUGGACCUCAUGCGAGAGAUGAGUUUGAGAUUCAAUGUCGAGGAAACAAUGAAAAAUGUUCGAGACUAUAAGAUACUGGCGCCGGACGCCGGGCUCGAUUUUAGCUUCAUGACGCACGUGGAUAACAUCGUCACUAUUGUUGCCGGAUUAGUUAACUACCAUAGGCUCUAUGAGCGAUACUUUUGA